Messenger RNA from Pelobates fuscus (common spadefoot toad), 3295 nucleotides. It is a transcript of the gene RGL2, whose product is annotated as ral guanine nucleotide dissociation stimulator like 2. The coding region runs from base 758 to 2851 and encodes 697 amino acids. NCBI's taxonomy places the organism in Eukaryota, Metazoa, Chordata, Amphibia, Anura, Pelobatidae. Gene Ontology annotation, biological process: Ras protein signal transduction; positive regulation of GTPase activity. The record is from RefSeq and is a predicted model, not a curated record. Gene Ontology annotation, cellular component: plasma membrane. The transcript is spliced from 18 exons. Gene Ontology annotation, molecular function: guanyl-nucleotide exchange factor activity.
AAAUACAUCAGUCUGCGUAUGUCCAGCCUUUCCCUAGUACUAUUAUCCUGUUGACCUAUUACCUGAAAGUUACAUUUGUAGGACUGCUGUAGAUCUUUAUUUGUUCUUCUCUUAUAAAGUAGGGCAAUGUUUAGAAGCGCCCACUCCAUUGAUCAGGUACGUAUAUUAAUUUAGUAACGCACACGGUAAUAACAAUAUACUUUGUUAAUGUAUACCGAGCUGUCUAAUAACACUGGUCCUGCUAUGCGUGUCUGUCUGUUUGAGUACAAAGGCUGUAAUAAAAUACGUAAUGCCAAAUGUCACAAUGUAGCCCAACUGAAAAUGACGUCUUCGUUCCAGUGGCGAAGAGUUACUGUGCAUUCUCGCGAUGCAGGAAGCGCAUUCUUGCAGAUUUCCUGACUCUCUUCCUGCUGCCCAGGAUGUGACGCAAGUCUCAGGAUAAGGUGAGGCUUAAAGAACUCUGUAGAUGUGAGGCAUUCCCCCUGCCAGCUGUGAGACAUCUCUACCCAUUGCGAGACAUUCCACAACCGCUGGCUGAUACGUCCAACAGACUGAAAAAGAUAACACUGUUGACAAACCACCACUGCACAGAGCUGAAGGAAACACACUGGACCACAAAGAGUAGACCUUCCUGGAAUCCGAGAUCUGUCUCCUGGAGACAUCCCAAACACUUGAAAUGAGGAGAAGUUAAGGUGGCCAGUCCUGAUGCCUCUGCCCUACCUUGUUGACACCAGUUAACCUCUGUGUGCUUACACACAUGAUCCCACGCACACUAAGGAGAGCACUGGAGGAAGUGAGGCGGGAACACAAAGCGCGAGAGGCCCUGACAGAGAAUUUGCACCAUGAGGGAGAGGAGGAGCACGAAGGAGUUGUGUACAGUGUGUAUCUGCGCUCCACAAACUCUCACCAGGCUCCGGUUAGAGUUAAGCUGCUUCGGGCUGGCACUCUUGUAAGACUUGUAUUGCACCUCCUGGAUGCCCGUGCCUUGGGGGACAGUACAUAUAUCCCAGCAUUCCUUGCAACGUACCGUGCCUUCACCAGUACUACCGAAGUGCUGAGUAUACUACUAGACAGGUUAGAGAGUGAAAUUCACAAACCCAGGACAGAUAAUGGAGGGAGAGAUGAUGAUGUCAGCAGCCUCUUCUAUGCCUGGAUGUCUCAAUACCCUGAUGAUUUUACAUCACUUGACCCUGAGAAGAGAAAGCGUCUGUCGCUGUGCCUCUCUAGGCUGUUAAAAUCCAACUUGGUGGCAAGACUUCAGGAACUGAGUGUGGAACAAGUGGAUGACCAAGAGCCUCUUACCCCAGUGGAAGAAGAAACAAGUGCCUCAGACCCUUUAGAUAUCCUUAUCUACCAGGCUGGAUAUGUGGCGGAGCAACUUACCUCACUGGAAGCUUCACUCUUCUUGCGAGUUGUCCCCCUUGAAUGCCUGGGAUCAGUGUGGUCUCGGAGAGACAGAGGAGGAGAGCAAUGUGACCGCUGCCACAGUGUCAGAGAAACCGUUCGUCACUUCAACCGUUUGUCUGGGGCUGUGACCUCAUCAUGUGUCAGGGACCCCCAUCUUCGACCACAGCAGAGAGCUCGAAUCCUCGAGAAGUGGGUGAAGGUGGCAGAGGAAUGUUGGAGUCUCAGGAACUUCUCGUCUGUCUAUGCCAUUUUCUCAGCUCUGCAGAGCACUGCUGUUCACCGUCUAAAGAGAGUGUGGGCUGAGACAUCCAGGGAAAUCCAGCGUAGUUACCAGGAAAUAAGUGACGUUUUCUCUGAGAGGGACAAUUAUGCCCGAAUGAGGGAGCUGCUUUUCCAGUCUCAGGACACAUCCGAUGUAAACUCGAGGAGACACCCUGUUCGCUCUAAAGACCCACGAGCAGCGGGUGUCAUUCCGUACCUUGGAGUUUUCCUUACAGACCUGGUCAUGUUGGACUCCGCUAUCAGGGAUCAUCUGGAGAAUGGCUAUCUAAACUUUGAGAAGAGAAGAAAGGAGUUCGAGUCCCUCUCUCAGAUUCGCCUCCUACAAUCAGUCUGUCUUGGUUAUCGAAUUGACACCGACCCGCAAUUUGUCAGCUGGUUUCGAAGACUCCCGACAAUCAGUGAGAGCGAGAGUUAUCACCUGUCAUGUGAGAUUGAGCCAACGCAGGAUGCAGUCACUACCACUACAACAGUCAAACCGACUGUGAUCAUUACACAUUGCACAGAUCUCCUGGCAUCCAUUGCUGCUCCAUUUGGACCCAGUAUGCACCUGGUGUCCUGGGACACACCCUGCGACCGACUGAUGCCACUAGGCCAGCAGCAGAAGAGCCCAUCAGUGCCUGCUCUCAACAAGCAGGAUUCUCCCAUGCAAACUCCCAAAGGGAUUCUGGCUGUCCCAGUACGCACUCACAGACGUUCCGCCUCCUGCGGCAGUACUAUAAAUACUGCCGCACCUAAUGGUGCCUCUACAACCUCAAGCAACCUAGAUCUCCACACUUCGCAGGAUUCUACAGGAGAUCAGCGUAUUAUCCGUGCGCGGGUAGAGCCAGCAGAGGUAAACAGCGUAUACAAGAGUGUGCGGAUCAGCAGCCAGGAAAAAGCCCCAGCGGUUAUUGACAGAAUCCUCAGGAAACAUCACAUAAAUCCCCAGGGGCGACAUGAGCUGGUCCAACUACUGCCAGGAGGCAAAGAGCUGGUGAUCCCAGGAACUGCCAAUGUGUUCUAUGCCAUGAGCUCAGCCAGCCUAGAUUUCUUGCUCCGUCCUUACCAUGCCAACCAACCAGCACUGUCUCCAGGUCCUCUGUCUGCCACCCGCAUGCAGAUCAGUGCCACUUUUCCCAAAAUGAAGGCAAAGGCAGGAGACCUGGCAAGAGCACUCUUCUGAGUUACAUUUUCAUCUUUUCUACAUGUGAUGCCUGGAAGGAUAUAUGCUUCCUGGGAAUAGUGGCCGUGGACAAUGGCAUUCAAUGUUCCUGAAGACAUUACAUUAUGAAGGGUAUCAGUUCCUCAGGUUGGAUUUUCUAAUCUGCAAUCAUUGUGACACAAGUUGAUACGGAAAGUUACAUGGAGGGGAAAUAUGCCUUGAGCUUCGGAACAAAACCCGAUCGUUCUGAUCCUAGACAAGCAUGCACAAGGUCAAAGAUACACAGUCGACUUGAACAGACAUUGGUGCUAGUGCAUUUAAAAAGGAACUAUUGUUUUCCAACCCAGGACGGGACUGGAUGUUGCUGCUGCUUUCUAUACACUAUCAAUAAAACACUAUAUAUUGUAUGUAAUUAAGCGGAAUAUAAAAUGUAUUUUUAAUUUUGUGCAUAAUAAACAUGAAUGA